CUAAAUAUGAUUGGUUGAACAAUUUCUAUCGGAAUCAGACGAAGCGCACUCGGGUGUUUCCGGCAUUUAACCAAAAAAAUCUGGUUAGCAGACAGCUCAAAGUUAUACGGACAGUCAUUGACUAUACUGUACAUGUAUUGAGUACACAGGAGCAGCCAUACACACAAACAUGGAAGAUUCAGAGGAUAUCAAGAAAAUGCUGCAGAUGAGUGCUAGUAGUAAGAAGCAAUCCUAUAGCCCUUACAGUAAAUUCCGAGUAGGAGCAGCUCUCCUAUGUGAGGACGGAACCAUCAUUACAGGCUGUAAUGUGGAAAAUGCUUCGUAUGGAUUGAGUAUAUGUGCAGAGAGGACAGCACUUGUCAAGGCCGUUUCCAUGGGCCAUAGGUCAUUCAAGGCUAUUGCUAUUUCAAGUGACCUGAAGUCGUCCUUCAUCGUCCCAUGUGGUGCCUGUCGGCAGUUCCUACUGGAGUUUGGGAAGAACUGGGAUGUUUAUAUGACCAAACCUGACAAUACCUACAAGGUGAUGAAGACAGGAGAGCUGUUGCCAUUAGGUUUUGCUCCUGAGGCUCUAGAGGAGGAGCGGAUCAGCCAAACAGCUUAAAUAUGGUGCUUUACCCUGAGGGUCCAGACCCUCAAUUUAAUGUGGAAAGUUGGAGCCAAACAUGGUGAUUCAGUGUCUACAGAAUAUCUUUCCUUGUAGUCAGAAUUAUAAAAAAAAUAAAAUCAUAUUUAGGAACCAUGAGCUAGUAUGUCAAACCAUUUGAUAAAAAACUCUUGUUAUAAUGAUCAAAAUAUAUUCUGUCUUAAUUGUUAUAUAACUUUUAGGUAGUUGACACCAGUUUGGCAUGUUGGAUUGGUUUGUUUGUUUGCUGGAUUUAUUGCCCUGUGAACAGACAUGGUCAUUUUGAGGAUUGGGCUCCUUGUAGUAGUUUGUGACUACCAAACUGAACAUGUAAAGUGUCUUGCCCAUGGACACGACCAUGACAGCACCAACUGGUCCAUUUCUCAGAUUUCUGAGUAACAAAACGACUUUGGUAGGGAGUGAUGAACCAUGCACCUCCGAUCUUUACCAGAGGUUACGUGGCCGGCACUCUAAUGGACUGCAUGAGCUACAACGGUCCCUGUUGAAUGGCUUAAAGUUGUUAAUAUUAGAACUACUGCCUAAUAUACCUAUCCACUUUUUACCAGUUGCUAUACUGCCUGAUCGUUUAUUAAAGGUCGAAAAGUUUACAAAUACAUACAGUAGCUGAUGGACAAAUCACAACAGUAGCUAGUGAAUCUCAUUUGAGUUGUCGACUCAGGCAACCUAAAAAUCAGAAUUUAAUACAGCAUUUACAUUUUUAAAUUGGGGCAUAUGAUUCUUUUCUCGUUUCCUCAUGCAUGCAGUUGAUUACAAAAAAAAGAAUCAUAUACAAAAAAACUUUCAUAUAUAUACAUGAAUAUAUAAUGUAUAAUAAGUACCGUGAACCUGAAUAUUUCAAGGGGUUUUGUGAUUAUAAUCCAGAGGUUUUGCAAGGAUGAUUUUUACAUUACAUUUGAAUGUAUAAGUUUUGACUGCGAUAUAUAUUAUAAAGAACCAUUGUGAUUGAUUAAUGUACCAGUAUUUUGUACACAGAUUCAUGCACACAUUCAGUGAGCUGUUUUUAAUUUGAUUCACUGAUAUACCAAUAUAUUUACCAAGAGAUCGUAGGGGCACAGGGGGCCGCAGUGGACGAGUGGUUAAUGUGUCCCGACACUUUAUCACUAGCCCUCCAUCUCUGGGUUUGGGGUUUCGAAACCCAGGUGGGGCAGUUCUCCGGGUACUCCGGCUGUCCUCCACCUCUAAAACCUAGGCAUGUCCUUGAAUGACCCUGGCUAUUAAUAGGAUGUUAAACAAAAUAAACCAAAUAGUCACAGGGGGUCCAACCAAUUCACUUAUUGAGACGUGGAAAGAUAUGGGAGUCAACGCUUGGUUUUCUCCACAGGGGCCUGACAUGUUCCUAUGGGCCAGGCUGCAAAAUCUAUGCACCGGAUUGACAAUAAGUGAUCUAGGGUUUGGACCAUAGUGUUAAUUUUGUAUUCUGGGUCAUAUGUAUUUGUCAAGCUCCUGUGGUUUUAUCUUGGUCCUCUGCUUUUAUUUCAUUGGUUGAUCUAACCUCUGCUUUUAUUUCAUUGGUUGAUCUAAUGGAACACAAAAUUCCCUACUAAAAAUGUUCAGGUUUGCUGUAUGGAAAUUAAGCUAUUUUACUUUUGUUUGAAUAAGUGUGAAAUAUUAAUCUUGACAAUAUACAAAUAUUUCAUAAAUUCUGCAGGUGUUAGUCUUAAUUUUAAGUUCCCUACUGAUGAAACUAGAGAAAUUUAGGUUUCCUACCUGUCUGUCUUUCAGUCCGUCCACUCAGUUUUCCGCAAAUUUGUCAGCCAUGCUUCAAGGUAUGUUGGUGAAAGUCGGUAUAAAACUUCAGUACGAGUAGCUACAGAUAAAGUUCAAGUUUUAUGGUUUUUGGGUCAAGGUCACUGUUACUAUUUUUAGCGAGGGCAGUAGGGGACAUGUAUUGCUUUAGCAAUAUCCAGCAUACUUGUUUAUUAUACAUUUGUUGGUAAUAUUUUAUUAAUUAAUGAAAAAAUUACCUCAUGAUAUAUAUCAGGUGAAAAAAACAGAGAUGCAUAUACAUAAUGUACACAGAAUAUUUUGUAGAUAAACAGAUAUUUGUAUUGGAGUGAUUUCUGAAGAUUUAUUAUCAUAGAUAUUUGUUGGAUAAUGUAAUUAUGUGUUCAUGUGUUGAAAUACACACUACUUAGCUGAAUGCACUGCUUGUUGAAUUACAAAUAUUGUAAUCAAAUUAUCAUGUGUUGAAUUAUACAUUAUUUGAUUGAAUACAUUGUGUUGGUUUACACAUCAUGUAGUUGAAUGUACUGUGUUGAACUACACAUUACAUAUCAUUUAUAUUCUAGUUUUACCAUGUUUUGUAUUUAUAUCUUAGUGACAGCUAUUUUACAUGUCUGAGUUAUAUCUUAUAUAUGAGCAUGUCUUAACAGCAGAGACUUACUGUAUAGUUGUUAAAUUUCAUGGGGCGAAUAUUUUGCAGUUAUCCAAAUCAAAACUAGUUCAUGGUAUUAAAUUUCAUGCAACAGCACCUUGUUAACAUUCUGCAGUAAACACUUACCGGGUACAGUAACAAUUAUUCUCCAUCCUCAAAGUCCAAGGGUUCAGUUCUUUUUACCUUUGUAACCCUGUACUGGAGCCCCUAAUCUAUUCCCUUUCACAGAUACUCAUAGGCACCAAGUAAGUAUCAAUUAUUCUCCAUCUCCAAAGUUCAAGGGUUCAGAGCUCUUUACCUUUGUAACCCUGUACUGGAGCCCCUCAUAUAUCCCCUUACACAGACACUCAUAGGCACCAAGUAAUAUAAGUAUCAAUUAUUCUCCAUCUCCAAAGUUCAAGGGUUCUAUCUCUAUAUGCCUUCAUUAUCCUGGAAUUCUGUAAUUUACUGCCUCAGCUGAAGAGAACUUCACUUUUGAUCGAUUGGUUGAGAGUAAGACUGUAGGGACUAAGGGUUCUCUCUUAGAAUAAGUCCUAACAAAAUCAAAAGCUUUAUAAAUAAUAGCUUGCUGAUGUUGACAAUAAGUUUACUUCAUAGCUUUGAUCUUUUUUAUAAAAAAAAAACAAAAAAAAAACAGAAGGAAUAAAAUGUCAGCAUAAUAACCACUUUGAUUUAAAUGAAGUUGUCUUUCAUGAUCAAAGUUCUAGAUAAAGAAAAAAAACCAACAAUUAGCCUAUAGAUUAAGAUAACGUCUUUAUGCCUGUAACAUCCGCCAAUCUUAUUUUUUUGAGUAUUUAUUUUCAUGCGAAAUUUAAUGAUUGCAAAUACAGCAAAAUGAAAUCCACCAUGAACAUUACCAGCUAUACAGUAUAUAUAUUAUACGUAGAUGUUAGUAUUUUUCAAUCACUACCCGUAUAAUUAUUUUGUGCCUGAACACAGAUGGAGCUUGUAUCAAUAUAUUUUCAGGUGUGUAAUAUAGUAUUGUCACACUGAAAUCACCUGUCAAUUUUACAUUUACAUGGAGUAUUUAUAUUCAGCAAAUAAACUUUUUUCAUGUAUG
This is a messenger RNA of Pecten maximus, 4077 nucleotides long. Its product is annotated as cytidine deaminase-like. Gene Ontology annotation, molecular function: cytidine deaminase activity; zinc ion binding. Bases 170 to 601 code for a protein of 143 amino acids. Lineage: Eukaryota; Metazoa; Mollusca; Bivalvia; Pectinida; Pectinidae. Gene Ontology annotation, cellular component: cytosol. The transcript has 5 exons. The record is from RefSeq and is a predicted model, not a curated record.